Messenger RNA from Nothobranchius furzeri (turquoise killifish), 7396 nucleotides. RefSeq names its product A disintegrin and metalloproteinase with thrombospondin motifs 16. Gene Ontology annotation, molecular function: metalloendopeptidase activity. The record is from RefSeq and is a predicted model, not a curated record. Gene Ontology annotation, biological process: proteolysis; extracellular matrix organization. Lineage: Eukaryota; Metazoa; Chordata; Actinopteri; Cyprinodontiformes; Nothobranchiidae. Gene Ontology annotation, cellular component: extracellular matrix.
CCACUGCAGACUCCUCUGAGAACUAAGAUUCAGUUCGACUUGAGUCUGCUUUUGCCAAGACGAACCUCACGGCCUAUUUAAGAUAAUCACAUGAUUUCAGUGGGAGUCCAAGUGGUCCGCGGGGGUCACUGGGUAGAGACACAGAGAGGGAGAGAGAGCAGCAGGAGCAGAGUGAGCGUGUGAUGAGAGGGGGUUGAUUGUUUCUCGGCUCUCUGAGUGGGGUGGGUGGAGGGGAGGAAAGAAAAUGACCUGCCGGGAGAGAGGACUGGAGUUCAAGCACUUUUUGGACACGAAUGGGGACCAAAGUGGUGGAUCUGAAGAAGCUUGAAUCUGAAGUUGUUGAUGAUAAGAGGACGUGCUGCUGAGCGCUCAAGCUUCUGCAAAGUCUGUUUCUGGUUUGAGCUUCAGCGGUGUUAAAGGUGAUCCCCAGACAGACAUGGCUUUCCUGCACGUUUCUCCUGCCGAGAGGAGAAACUGGACCCGCUCGUUGGUUUUGGUCCACCUUUUCUGCUUUGUCACGCAGAACAAAAGCGCACCUUUGAACGGUGAAGGCGCGUCGGCUCUUCUCCACUCACUCAAUUUACCCCAACACACAGAAUAUGAAAUUGUAACUCCAUAUGAGGUCAACCAACAAGGUGAAUAUGUCUCUCAUGAAAUUGUGCACCACAAGCUCAGAAGACAUCGUAGAUCCAUGACUCUGGAUGCCAGCUCAUCAAAGACCAGCAGUGUCAGCGAAACAGUCCAUUUCAAACUAAGAGGCUUGGGGCAGGACUUCCACAUGGAGCUGAGAGAGGCGUCGGAAAGCCUGAUUGCACCUGGCUUUACUAUCCAGGUCCUGGGAAAAAACAGCACCAAAAGCCUCAGGGUCUACCACCGAGACGACCACUGCUUUUACCAGGGGUCGCUGAGGUCAAAGGUCAACUCCGCGGUGGCUCUGUCCACAUGCUUGGGAAUGUCAGGUUUGAUUCGAACACAGGAUGCAGACUACUUCCUGAGACCAGUAUCACGUAGCCUUGCCCAGAUGGAGAAUUUCACUGGCCCUGACAGUCACCAACCACACAUUCUCUACAAGAGCGACGGGAACUCCUGGGCAAAGCAAACACAUCGUGAGCCCCGAUCCCUUAAGAAGAGAUCCACAGACUCAAGCAGAAGGUUCCCCUCAAAGACAGAUUCCACCUCCAGAGCAGAUAAUGAAGAUAACUACAGGCCCCUGCAAAACCAACCAAGUGUUCAUUCCCGCAACAGCAAAAACAGCACGAUUCACGGCGACCCACUGAAGCAUCACGGAAACAGCUAUCAUCGUGGUGGUUACAUACACGGGGAGAAGCAAAAGCAACAUUUCUGUGGGAGAAGGAAGAAAUAUAUGCCCAAACCUCCUGAGGAGGAUGUAUUUAUACUUCCAGAUGAGUACAAGCUCAUCCCCAGGAACAAACGAGCGGUUCUGAUAAAGAACCAGCCCAACCAGAAGCUCAUCGUGGAGACACUUGUGGUUGUGGACAGAAAGAUGAUGGACAAUCAUGGCCAUGAGAACAUCACCACAUAUGUUCUAACUGUCCUUAACAUGGUUUCCACUUUGUUCAAGGAUGGCACAAUAGGUGGGAACAUCAACAUCGUAAUAGUAGGUCUUGUCCUUUUGGAUGAGGAACAGGAUGGUUUGAUGAUUAGCCACCAUGCUGAUCACACACUGAACAGCUUUUGCCACUGGCAGUCAACUCUUGGGAGCAGAGAGGGUCGCCACCAUGACCAUGCCAUCUUCCUCACGGGCCUCGACAUCUGCUCUUGGAAGAAUGAACCCUGUGAUACUCUUGGUUUUGCACCAAUUAGCGGGAUGUGCAGCAAGUAUCGAAGUUGUACUGUCAAUGAAGACACUGGCCUAGGUCUGGCUUUCACCAUCGCACACGAAUCUGGACACAAUUUUGGAAUGGUCCAUGAUGGCGAGGGGAACGUUUGCAAAAAGUCAGAGGGCAACAUCAUGUCACCCACAUUAGCCGGACACAAUGGCGUCUUUUCUUGGUCCCUUUGUAGUCGCCAGUACCUCAGUCGCUUUCUCAAUACUGCCCAGGCUUUGUGCCUGUCAGAUGAACCCAAAGCAGUCAAGGAGUACAGCUACCCAGAGAAGCUACCGGGCGAGUUGUACGACGCAGACACGCAGUGCAAAUGGCAGUUUGGAGAGAAGGCCAAACUCUGCACCCUUGCUUUUAAAAAGGACAUCUGCAAGGCUCUGUGGUGCCACCGUGUUGGGAGGAAGUGUGAGACCAAAUUCAUGCCAGCUGCCGAGGGCUCUGCCUGCGGCCCCAAUAUGUGGUGUCGUAGAGGCCAGUGUGUGAAACAGGGCGAUGAGGGCCCCAGGCCUCAGCAUGGUCACUGGUCAGAGUGGUCAUCGUGGUCAACCUGCUCUCGAAGCUGUGAGAGCGGAGUCACAUAUCGAGAGAGGCAGUGCAACAACCCCAGACCUGCAAAUGGUGGCAAAUUCUGUGAUGGCUCCUCCAGGUCAUAUAGACUCUGUAACACUGAGGCCUGUCCCACCAACACUGCUGACUACAGAGCACAACAGUGUGCUGAAUUUAACAAAAAGCAAUUCAGAGGAUGGUACUACACCUGGAAACCAUACACAAGAGUUGAUGAUCAAGAUGCUUGCAAGCUUUACUGCUUAGCUGAAGGUUAUGAUUUCUUCUUUGCUCUGGCGAGUAAAGUUAAGGAUGGGACACUGUGUUCUAAGGACAGCUCCAAUGUCUGCAUUGAUGGACUGUGUGAGAAAGUGGGCUGUGAUCAUGUUUUGGGCUCCACAGCAGUGCUUGAUGUUUGUGGUGUGUGUAAAGGAAACAACUCCACCUGUAAGAUCCACAAAGGCCAAUACACCAAGCAACAUUUUACCAACCAGUACUAUGGUGUGGUUAUAAUUCCUGCUGGAGCUCGUAGCAUCCGUGUGAUGGAACUAAAUACAUCAAGCUCCUACCUGGCUGUCAGGGACACCCAGAGACAUUACUACCUUAAUGGUCUAUGGACAGUGGAUUGGCCUGGCCGACACCCCAUUGCUGGAACAGUAUUUGAGUAUAAGAGACCGUACAACAGACCAGAAAGUCUUAUAUCAGCUGGCCCAACUAAUGAGACACUGGUUAUAGAAAUUUUAUUGCAGGGCUGGAAUCCUGGUGUACAUUGGGAAUAUACUUUAAAGAGAAACGAAGAAAAAAUGAUGACGAAUCACAUUAAACCCAGUUACACAUGGGCCAUCGUACGCUCACAGUGCUCAGCAACAUGUGGUGGAGGUCACAUGAACACCAAGUCAGCAUGCUAUAGAGAUCUGAGAGUGCAGGUGAACACAUCACACUGCAAUCCUAGAUCUAAGCCAAUGUCUGGAGUAAUGCCUUGCAACACACAACCAUGUCCUGCCAGCUGGUCUGUAGGAGAGUGGGGGUCGUGCAGCCGUAGCUGCGGAGGAGGGGAGCAGGCUCGUGUAGUCCAGUGUGUCCAGAAAACCAGUCAGAGCAAUGCAGACGUCCUGGCCAACUCUCACUGUGCCCAGUUAGCCCCAGUUAGAAAGCAGAUCUGCAAUACACACAACUGCCCACCAGUUUGGACAUCUGGGCCAUGGUCACAGUGUUCACGUAAGUGUGGCAAUGGUUUGAAGGAAAGAACAGUUCUGUGUACAAGCAACAACACGGGUGCUCAGAUCCGCACGUUGCCAGACAGCGAGUGUGCAGGCCUGCAGAAACCUGCCACUCAAGAAUCCUGCUUCCUCAAACGCUGCCAGAAACAACGCAAGGUUCAGUGGUUUGUCUCCACGUGGCAAGAGUGUUCAGCAACAUGUGGUCGUGGCUAUCAAGCACGCUUCAUCAAGUGUGCAGAGAAGGACACUGCAGGGAAAUACAGAGAACUCGCUGCCAAGAAGUGCUACCAUGUUCCCAAACCCACAGUUGAUCUCCAGAGGCAAUGCAUGCUGGCCGAGUGUCCCACUCGCACAACUCCACCAGUCCAUCGAUGGAGGACACCCCCUCGCUCCUAUCCGCCUCAGCCGCUCCCUCACCCUCCACCUUCACCAGAGUGGCUAUCAUCUCCUUGGUCUCAGUGCUCAGUGACGUGUGGAGGAGGAGUGCAGGUCAGGACAACCCGAUGUCAGCUUCAAGGAAAACCUUCCACAGGCUGUGCCCUCUAUCUUAAACCUCCAACGUCUCAGGCCUGCAACACCAACUUCUGCCCACAACCAGAAAAGAAAGACAUUGCUUGUAGAGAUUACUUCAGCUGGUGCUAUCUGGUGCCCCAGCAUGGAGUAUGCAACCACAAGUUCUACGGCAAGCAGUGCUGCCACUCCUGUUUGAAUUCAAACCUAUAAUAACAGAAACUGACUGUGAUAUAGGCUGUGCAAAUGUAGCUAAGAUUGUCAAAAGACUAUUUUUUAUGUCCAUGCUUGAAAAGAAAUGUUUUCAUUCUAAGCAUGAGGCAAGCACUGAAAAAAGUACAUUUCUAGAUGUGCAGGAGUGUUGCAGUGUCCUUUCUUCUCCCUGCGAUGCUGGAAGUCUGGAAACAAGAAUCUGAUAAGAUGGAAGAAACAAGAUGGAGGAAAGCAAAAGAAUAAAUAAAAAAACAAGAAGAAAAUGAUGGAAAGGAAGGAAAAAUGCAAGCUUGAUUAAAAUUAUGGGACUGGUAUGUCCAAACAGCAACUAUUAAUGUCCGAACAGCUGUGGAUGCUAUGCAACAUGUGUUAUUCUCAGAUCUUUGCUGUUUCAUAGGAAAUGUGAAGUCUGGUUAUGAAAAGGGAUGUUUUCAAAAAGUAAUCUAAAACUUGUAAAGCUGCCCUAAACUUUAAAUGGGAACCAAAAUUAACCACUCAAGCUUGACGUCAUGAAGUGCAGCAUAAUAGCAGAAUAGUAAGAAAAAUGGAACGCUACCCAACGUGAGGUGCUACAACUCGUCACUUUGUUUUUGCAGUGUGAUAUUCUAAAGAUUCAGGAAUGAACUGUGUUACCUGUGUACAGUUUUGUGUGUUUUAUUUAUUUGCUUUGCAUUACUACGUUGCAGGAAGACUAUUAAUAAGCAUCCUGAAUAUUUUCUUUUUUAAGUGCCUAAAGUCCUAAACUUGAGUAUUUUGUAUCACGUUUAUUUGAAUGAAAAAGCAGCUGUUACAGACAUUUUUACUCCUAACCACAGGUGCACGUUGUUUAAAAUCACUGGUUAGGACAUUUUAUUGACAUUUAUGUGGACUAAAGCAGAGUUUCAGAGCACUGACAGGUGAUGAUUGAUUUUAGAAUAAGAUUUUAUUUUAGCGAUAUAAACGAAACAUAAACACAUACAGUAUGUGUCAUAAAAGCUGUAGUUGACAUGAUUCUCUUGGGUUUUAGAUGUGUUUAUCUGGGCAAGGUGCUGUCAUUGUGCCCUGAUGGCACAUUUGCCUUUCCACAUCAUCCUCAUUGUUGUUCAACACUUUUAGCUUCACUCUUGUUUUGUGAAAGUAGUUUUAAUCCUUGAAAAUGCAGAUUGGGGGUUUAACAGCCAUUACAGCAGUUUGUAAAUUUAAACAUGCCCUAACUCUAGUCUUUUUCUCUGUAUCGAUCAUUUUUGAAACUCACAAGGUAAUUGCUUUAUUCUGUUGGAUGUUAAAUGCAUUAAACCCUCCAUGAUAUUAUUCUGGAAGAAAUCCUCACACAAUAAACCAGGGUUGCUACAAAUGACAUAUUUUAUGUUGUAAAGGUUUCAUGUAAAUAACUAUCCAUCCAUAAAUCCAUUAUCUUAUCUGGGGUCGGGUCACGGGGGCAGCAGCCUAAGCGGGAUGGCCCAGACUUUCCUCUCCCCAACCACUUGGGCCAGCUCCUCCGGAGAAAUCCUAAGGUGUUCCCUGGCCAGCUGAGAGACAUUGUCCCUCCAGCGUGUCCUGGGUCUUCCUCUAGGCCUUCUCCCGGUUGGAAAACCUCACCAGGAAGGCAUCCUCACUAGAUUCCUGAGCCACCUCAACUGGUUCCUUGAGGUGGAGGUGCUCAGUCUACUUCAAGCUCCUCCUGGAUGACCAAGCUUCUCAUCCUAUAUCUUAGGGAGAGCCCAGCCACCCUGUGGAAAAAACUAAUUUCGGUCGCUUGUUUCCCCAAUCUCGUUCUUUCAGUCACUACAUGAAGCUCGUUACCAUAGGUGAGGGUUGCUCUGACACCUGUUGAUCUCGCUCACUCCUCCACUAGGUGCAGGAUCUCAUCCCUGACCCGGAGAAGGCAUUCUACCCUUUUCCAACUUAAGACCAUGGUCUCAGAUUUAGAGAAGCUGAUUCUCAUCCCAGCUCCAGUGAGAGCUAGAGAUCGUGUUCUGAGGAAGUCAACAGGACCAUAUAAUCUGCAAAAAGCAGAGAUCUGAUCCUUAGAUCACCAAAAAGGGUCCCCUCAACACCUUGGCUGCCCCUAGAAAUCCUGUCCACAAAAGUUAUGAACACAAUCGGUGACAAAGGGCAGCCUUGGUGGAGUCCAGCUUACUGUCGAUAAUGUGGACCAAGCUCUGACACCGGUCAUACAGGGACAUAACAGCUCUUAUCAGAGGGCCUGGUACCCCAUUCUCCUGAAGUACCCAAGGGUACAGAACUUGUCCAGUCCACGAAAGUCACAUGGCUCCUCCUGAGUAUACAAUCUGUCUGACCCUCCACUCCAGAACCCCUAAAUAGACUUUACCAGGGAGGCUCAGGAGUGGAUCCCCAUGUAUUUGGAUUGCAUCCUGCAGUUCCUUUUUAAAUAGAGGGACAACCACCCCCAAUCUGCCAAUCCAGUAGAACUGCUCCCAAUGUCCACGCAAUAUUGCAGAGCCACAUCGACCAGCACAACCCUACAACAUCUAGAGUCUUAAGGAACGCUGGGUGGAUCUCAUCUACCUCGGAGCUUUGCAACCAAGGAGCUUUUUGACCACGUCAGUGACCUCAGUACCAGAGAUUGGAGAGCCCACCCCAAAGUCCUCGGACUCUGCUUCCUCACUGGAAGAUGUGCCGGUGGGACAAUCCAUGACAAGCAUAGAAGUCCAAUGACAAAUCAUUGCUCAAAUUCAGAUCAGGGGGACCCCAAUAUACCGCUCCAGGUCUCACUGUAGUUGCCCACAUUAGCAUUAAAGUCCCCCAGCACAACAAGGGAGUCACCAGAAGGAACGUUCUCCAGCACCCCCUCCAAAGACUCCAAAAAAGGGUGGGUAGUCUGAACUGUAGUGUCGUGCAUAAGCAUAGACAACAGUCAGGACCCGUUCCCCCGACACUUCUGCCGGAACUGGAAACCCGCAUUUCAAUAGGAAACAAGAUAGCGCUAUGUCCAAAUGUCUUUUGCUGUUCGUGAAUUCAAAUGGUGUUUUUCUUUAUGGGACUCUGGUAGUUUGUCCUAAAGUAGAAGAGAUAGCAGCCGGCUGUUUUUCCCUCUCUGAUAAUAAAAGCAACAAUCCUCUCACA